Messenger RNA from Hippoglossus stenolepis (Pacific halibut), 2523 nucleotides. It is a transcript of the gene noa1, whose product is annotated as nitric oxide associated 1. Bases 78 to 2183 code for a protein of 701 amino acids. The record is from RefSeq and is a predicted model, not a curated record. Lineage: Eukaryota; Metazoa; Chordata; Actinopteri; Pleuronectiformes; Pleuronectidae. Gene Ontology annotation, molecular function: GTP binding. The transcript has 9 exons.
AUUAUGUGUGACGUCACAUCCGUGUAGGAAGUGAUCAACAGGCGCGUGUGUUCCAGCUCCAAGGUGAAACCGGAAGUAUGAGCGUAUCUCAGCUGUGUCAGGUGUGUGUCCGCCGGCCGCUGUGGACGUGUUUGACCCGCCGGGUCUCCGGACCCUCCGGACCCGGGUCAGUCCGAGGUCUGAUCCGGCAGUGGAGCAGCAGAGACCGUGGAAGAGUCCGGAGCUGCACCGUGGACCCGAACCUGGAGGAGCAGUUCGUGUUUGUGGACUACACAGAUCUAGAGGACGACCCACAUCAGGAGAAGAAGCUGCUCGACCAACUGAGCUUCACAGCCCCCCCCCUUCCUGUCCCCCCUCAGAAAUACCUGAGGUCUCUGGAACGUCAGCUGCAGGGGUUGAGGGGCGGGGCCCCGCAGGAGACGAACCCUAACUCUCUGAUCCAGUUCCAGGACAUUGACUUCCCACUGGAUGAAAACCUGGUGGCUGCAAAGACCAAGAGGAAGAAGGCGGCGGCGGCGGCGGCAGGUAAAGGUGAGCAAAAGAUCUUCGGGUCUCCGGAUGUGGAUGAGCCGGUCAGUGACACCUGCUGCUCAGGCUGCGGAGCCGUGCUGCACUGCACCGCCGUCCAGGCCCCCGGGUACUUGCCCAGUGAGAAGUACAAGGCCCUGCUGCAGGAGGGGGGUCUGCGUAGCGCCAUCUGUCAGCGUUGCCACCUGCUCACCUACCACCACAAGGCGCUGCACCUGGAAGUGUCCAAAGACCAGUACCGGGCGGUGGUGCAGCAGAUCCGACCCCUUCAGGUCCUGGUGCUGCUCAUUGUUGACCUGCUCGACCUCCCCGACUCCAUCAUCCCCGACCUGCCUGAGCUGGUUGGUACCAACAAACAUGUGGUUGUCCUCGGCAACAAGAUCGACCUGCUACCCAGGGACUCGCCCGGCUACCUGCGACGAAUCAAGGGUCAGCUCGCCCAGUACUGUCAGGUGGCCGGCUUAGGGGGCCAGGUCACCGACAUCCACCUCGUCAGUGCCAAGACCGGGUACGGCAUCGAGACGCUGAUAUCCAGCCUGCAGAGGUCCUGGAAGUACAAAGGUGACGUGUAUCUGGUUGGGAGCGCCAACGCAGGAAAGUCGACCUUGUUCAACACGCUGCUGGAGUCCGACUACUGCAAGUCCAAGGCCUCCGAGGUCAUCCACAAGGCCACCAUAUCGCCCUGGCCCGGGACGACUCUGAACCUGCUGAAGUUUCCCAUCAUCAACCCGACACCGUACAGAAUGUUCAGGCGACAGAAACGACUGAACAAGGCGUCGCAACUGACGGAGGACGAGCUGUCGCAUGUCGAGCAGACGAGAAUGAGACGGUUCAGCAGGCAAGGCUACGUAGUGGGUCGUGUUGGCAGAACAUUCCGUGCCGAGGUCGGAUCCGGACCAGGUGAGAUCCAGUUUGAUCCUGACAGUUUGGCGUUUGGAGAAAAUGAAGACGGAGAACGGACGACAGGUACCAUCAGGACGCCCGAGGAGUUGAGCUAUAACGAGCUGAAGGACGCUCACUGGUUGUACGACACGCCGGGGAUCAUGAAGGACGACGACAUCCUCAGCCUGUUGACCGAACAAGAAGUGAGGUCAGUGGUUCCCACGUCGGCCAUCGUCCCACGGACGUUUGUUCUGAAGCCUGGUAUGAGUCUGUUUGUGGGGGGCGUGGCCAGGAUCGACUUCCUGCAGGGUCAGAAGUCCUGCUGGUUUUCAGUCGUGGCAUCCAGUCGUCUCCCGGUUCAUGUCACCAGUCUGGACAAAGCAGACAGCCUUUACGCAAAACAUGCAGGACAUGUCCUGCUGGGGGUGCCCGCGGGCGGGGCGGAGCGGAUGAAGGAGUUCCCCACGUUAGUGCCUCAGGAGUUCAGGUUGGAGGGUCGAGGUUACCUGGAGGCGGCUGCUGACGUCAAACUGUCAUCUGCAGGUUGGGUCGCUGUGACGGCGGUGGAAGGUGAUCAGGUGAUACUGAGGGUUCUUAGUCCUCUGACGGCGGGUUUCAGUCUGAGGACGCCACCGAUGCUUCCUCACAUCGUCUCUCUGAAAGGAGAACGCAUCCGAAAAUCCGCCGCCUACAAAUUGAUGAAGCCUCCAGGGCUAAUGGACGAUGGCGUGUCGGCCAGAGGAGCCAAGAGGCAGCCGGUGAAGAGGAAGUGAAACUGCAGAUGGACACAGGAGACGGAGAACGGGACGCCUUUUUAAAAAAAAAAAGCCUUUAUUUAAAAUUGGAGCAGAAUAAAGUAUGAAGUUAGUGUUUGUUAGAGCUCCCCCUACCUGCAGACGGAGAAAACAGUGAUGUCACUGGAAACUAAACGCUGACGUCUCAAAGGAUUCAUGAGGUUCUGUUUGACUGUUUAAAUUUGAAAGUCACAUCUGUGGUGUUUUAUUUUGAAAGUCCUCUAGUGAAACGUUUUCUAUUUGAUGGAUUUGAUUUUAGUUUUGCCAAUAAUCAAUCAACCGAUGUAACGACAGUUGAUAAUAAAAAGGUCAAAUUACA